Messenger RNA from Calliphora vicina (urban bluebottle blowfly), 1167 nucleotides. Its product is annotated as putative nuclease HARBI1. The coding region runs from base 1 to 1167 and encodes 388 amino acids. The transcript is spliced from 2 exons. Lineage: Eukaryota; Metazoa; Arthropoda; Insecta; Diptera; Calliphoridae. The record is from RefSeq and is a predicted model, not a curated record.
AUGCCAAGUGAGAAAUCUAAAAUAAUAUCCGGUUUGUGCGAAAAAUACAUUUUCGAGGUGGUAAUGGCUGACUCAAGUGACGAGGACAAUGAAGAAGAAACUACUGAAAUGUUUCUAAUGCACAUGGCUAAUUUGCUAGGCAACCGCAGAAGUGUUCAUUUUGGAGUGCCAAAGUCAGAAAAGUGGCAACAAAACGUGCUAAAGGAAUUUGAUGACGAACGGUUCAACCAAAUGGUUCGCGUUCGUCCAGAAGAGUUUUUUUAUAUAUUGGACCUUAUAAAAGACGAUGAGGUCUUUAAGACAAGUUCAAGUACAGCACAACUUCCAGUCGAAAUGCAAUUGAAAAUUGUACUUUAUCGAUUAGGCUCCUAUGGUGAUGGGCUAUCAAUUCGAAAAGUAGCCACUCUCUUUGGUGUGGGUGAUGGAGGCACCAUUCAAAUUGUGACCGAUCGCGUUUUCAAAGCCAUAUUAAACUUAAAAAAACGAUUUUUAUUUUGGCCCAAUUCAAGAGAACGAUCUGAAAUUUUGUACGCAACAAAAGACGAAAUGCCUGGAUGUAUAGGGUAUAUAGACGGCUCGGAAAUAAAAUUAGCGGAAGCACCUGUGAAAAAUCAUGAGCUAUUCUUUUCGCGGAAACGCCAAUAUGCGAUUAAGGUGCAAGCGGUGUGUGACUACAAAUUGCGAAUAAGGCAAUUAACAGUAGGUUAUCCAGGCAGCGUGCAUGACGCAAAAAUAUUUUCAAAUUGUCCAAUAGCAAAGCAUCAUGAACGUUUCGUAUCACCACCUCAAUGGAUCGCUGGAGAUAGCGCUUAUCCACUAAAAUCCUUCCUGUUAACGCCAUUUAGGACUAAUAGCAUCGAGCACACUAAAGAGGAAAGAGUGUUAUACAACAAACACUUUUCGAAAUAUCGAGUACGUAUUGAGAACUGUUUCGGUAUUUUAAAAGAGAAAUUCAGCAGCUUAAAAGAACUUAAAUUAAGAAUGAUGUCUGAUAAAAAUAAGAUGCUAUGCAACGACUGGAUUAUAGUUUGUGGCAUUUUACAUAACAUUUUAAUAGAUUUCAACGCCGAAAAUAAAAGUGAAAUAUUAAUACCAGAAAUUAACUUACCUCCAGAAAGCAAUACUAGAUCUGGUUUACUUCAAUUCAUUCAAAUCCAAAAUGUUUAA